UCCCCGCUGCAGUUGACUGCGUUUCCGUAGCCAGUUUGCUACCCGCUGAGCCCUGGCCGGGGACACAGCUCACGGAAACGAUUGAUCCCGAUCGAAUAACGUUAAAGCUGGCCACGUAAAUGGCGGAUUAACACUCAUAUCGGCAAGAACUCGCGGAAUCAAUGUUCGACACUCGGGUGCUUUUGGAGAGUGCGCUGGCAACACCCUCCGUAACAUGUGAGAUGUAUAAAAGAUAUUAACUGUGCGUUAUUACGGCUAACUAGCUAGCAGCUCCCCCUCUCUAUCCAGUUUAUGGUAGCUCGCUUCAUCUGUUUCUUCAACCGUCGCGUCUGUACCGGAGGAAAAUGAAGAAGUUUAAAAUUAGGAAGGUGCUGGACGGGUUGACAGCAGCUUCCUCCUCCUCCUCCGCAACUGCCCAGCCGGGUGCUCCCAGGGAAAACGAUGUCGUCCAGGAGACUCUCCAGUCGGAGCAUUUCCAGCUCUGCAAGACUGUGCGUCAUGGCUUCCCAUAUCAGCCAUCCUCCAUGGCUUUUGACCCCGUGCAGAAAAUCUUGGCCAUCGGGACUCAGACUGGAGCUAUGAGGCUCUUCGGACGUGCGGGCGUGGAGUGCUACUGUCAGCAUGAGAGCGGUGCUGCUGUCAUCCAGCUUCAGUUCCUGAUCAACGAGGGGGCGCUGGUGAGUGCCUUAGCUGAUGACAGCAUCCACCUGUGGAACCUGAGGCAAAAAAUCCCUGCAAUCCUGCAUUCUCUCAAGUUCAGCCGGGAGAGAAUCACGUACGUCCACCUGCCCUUCCAGAGCAAAUGGCUUUACAUCGGCACAGAAAGAGGAAACAUCCACAUCGUCAACGUGGAGUCCUUCACUCUCUCAGGCUACGUCAUCAUGUGGAACAAAGCCAUCGAACUAUCCACCAAGACACACCCCGGGCCUGUGGUGCACAUCAGUGAUAACCCCAUGGAUGAAGGAAAGCUUCUGAUUGGAUUUGAGUGCGGGGUUGUGGUGAUGUGGGAUUUGAAGUGCAAAAAAGCUGACUACCGCUACAAUUAUGAUGAGGCGAUCCACUCAGUCGCCUGGCACCACGAGGGUAAACAGUUUGUCUGCAGUCACUCUGAUGGCACGCUGACCACAUGGAAUAUACGAGCUCCAGCCAAGCCUGCGCAGAUCAUCACACCACAUGGAAAGCAACCUAAAGAUGGAAAAAAGCCAGAGCCCUGCAAGCCUAUCCUGAAGGUGGAGUACAAAACAACAAGGGCGGGGGACCCAUUCAUGGUCCUAUCAGGAGGCCUGUCUUACGAUACAGUGGGGAGGAGAGCCUGUCUGACUGUGAUGCAUGGAAAGAGCACUGCCGUCCUGGAGAUGGACUACCCCAUUGUGGAUUUCCUAACUCUGUGUGAAACUCCAUAUCCAAACGACUUCCAGGAGCCUUAUGCUGUGGUUGUCCUCCUCGAGAAGGAUUUGGUCGUAAUAGACCUCGGACAGAUCGGGUACCCAAUAUUUGAGAAUCCAUAUCCCCUGACUAUCCAUGAGUCACCGGUGACCUGCUGUGAGUACUAUGCCGACUGCCCUGCUGAACUUAUUCCUGCACUUUACUCUGUCGGCAGCCGGCAAAAGAGACAAGGCUACAGCAAGAAGGAGUGGCCCGUCAGUGGAGGAAACUGGGGCCAAGGCACUCAGAGUUACCCAGAGAUCAUAAUCACCGGACAUGCUGAUGGAUCAGUCAAAUUCUGGGAUGGUUCUGCAUUAAUGCUUCAAGUGCUGUACAAGCUAAAGACUGCCAAGGUGUUUGAGAGGACUCGCGGCAAGGAGGAGAAGCCCAGCACAGAUAUUGUAGAGGAGGACCCGUUCGCUAUCCAGACCUUGUCCUGGUGCCCUGAGAGCAGGAUACUGAGUGUGGCAGGAGUGUCUGCCCACGUUAUUGUCUAUAGAUUCAGCAAACAAGAGGUCACUACUGAAGUUGUGCAGCUCUUGGAGGUGCGGAUGCAAGGUGAGUUUAGUGACGGGGACUCUCCUGACCCAGGAGGGGAGCAGACUCCCACCCUGCCCACCCCGGCAGCUUCCUCCAGCCCUCAGGAGGGCGAGCUUCCAACUCAGCCCUCAACAGGCAGCAACUCUUCAGAUGGACCGCGGGACAACAUACCAUGCCUGCAGGUGCGGAGCUCCCCGCUGAAGCAGUCUCCUGGCUACCAGGUGGAGCUGGUGACCCAGCUGGUGUGGGUGAGCGGGGAGCCACCUCAGCCAAUCACAAGCCUGGCUAUCAACUCCUCCUACGGCCUUGUGGUGUUUGGAAACAGUAAUGGUCUGGCUGUGGUGGACUACCUGCAGAAAACUCUGCUCCUCAACAUGGGCACAUCAGAGCUGUACAGCCCAUCUGACCCCUAUCAGAGGCAGCCUCGCUCCCCACGCAAACAACGGCAGCCCUCGGGAGCACUCUGUGAUUCCAACGAUGGACCCAACCCUUCAGAGGACCGCUGCAAAUCACCCACCUCAGGCUCUACCUCACCUUGCAAUUCAGAUGAUGAUCGAAAGCAGAAUUUCAUAGAAAAGGUGAAGUGCAAAAGCAGACGUUUUUCCAAGACGGUUGCACAUGACUUUGCCAAGAUGUCGCGGAAAAUUAGCUCAUCAGACCAUGAGGAGAGGUCCAGGCGCUGGCACUCGAUCAAGUGUAAGAAGCCCCUUUGUAGUGUGAACGAAGGCAAAAAGGAGACGGAGAGGAGCCAGAAGGGGGGCAUCUCUAGAACUUUGUCAAAUUACAUCUCCUACGCCAAGGACAACUCAUUCACCCGCUCACGUAGUUCUAGUGUCACCAGCAUAGACAGAGAAUCUCGAGAGGCCAUCUCCGCCUUUCACUUCUGUGAGAGUUUCCCCAGGAAGAACGACAGCCUGGUCAGCCCCUGUCUGCUGGUGGGGACCACGCAGGGCGCCGUGAUGAUGGUGGCCCUCAGCCUGCCGCCCGGCGGGGACCAGAGGCUGCAGCAACCUGUCGGCAUCUCCUCCUGCGGAACCAUGGCCAGCCUGAAAGGAGCCAUUCUCACUAUGGCCCUAUUGGAUGCUACUGGAGCUCUGCUGCCCCCUUCCUACGAGUCGUGGUAUGACCCCAAUGCAUCAGAUGAAGACAAGGAGAAGACCCGGAGACGCAGGCCGGCCUCCCCUCCCUCGUCACAGGAGGGUCAGGAUUCACAGUUCGCAGUGCUGUGUUCGGAGAAACAAGCCAAAGUGCUGGCUAUGCCCUCGCAGACCCGCAUCUACAAACACAACAUCACAGAGAGCUCCUUCGUGCUGAGGACGGAUGUGGUGCAGAUGGCAGGAACGUACUGCAUCGCUUGUUUCUGUGCUAACGGACAUAUCAUGACUCUAAGUUUGCCCAGUUUAAGGCCUCUGCUGGACGUGAACUACCUGCCACUGACAGAUAUGAGGAUAGCCAGAACGUUCGGCUUCUCUAACCUUGGUCAGGCCUUGUAUCUCACCUCGGCCACUGAGAUCCAGAGGAUCACCUACAGCCAGGAGACCUGCGACAACCUGCAGGAGAUGCUCAGUGAGUUAUUCACUCCUGUGGAGACACCAGAGGCUCCUAACAGAGGUUUCUUCAAAGGACUUUUUGGGGGCGGAGCUCAGUCUCUGGACAGGGAGGACCUAUUCGGUGAAACAGCUGCCGGUAAGGCGUCUCGCAGCCUGGCGCAGCACAUCCCCGGCCCCGGCAACAUGGAGUGCAUGAAGGGUGCAGCGUCCGGGGUGGUAGGUGACCUCGCCCGUGCUCGGAUAGCUCUGGACGAGAGAGGUCAGAAACUGGGCGAGCUAGAGGAAAGAACAGCAGCCAUGAUGAGCAGCGCAGAGUCCUUCUCCAAACAUGCCCAUGUUAUGAUGCUGAAGUACAAAGAUAAGAAGUGGUACCAGCUCUGAUGGCAGCGUGUGGAGCUUCGGACUCUGUAAUCACGCACACCAGUAUCUCUGAGGAGCUGCAGGUCCCAAUUUUUUCUCUUCUCUAUUUCUCUCCAUGGGGGGUUCUGCUUUACAGACUCAUGCUUCUGUUCUCAGCACAAAUAUCAUACACUCUGGCAUCACCUCAGUCACCUGAGGACUGCCGCCGAGUACACACUGGCCGAACCCACAGAGUGAGAAUGGAAAGAAAUGGAAGAAGAGAAGCCCCUCAGAAUCUCUCUCUUUCCACUUCACCUGAGAGCGAUGGAGUUUGUUUAACAUCAGUCUGCAAAACUGGAGAGAGGGGACCUCUCAUAACCAUCCGUCAUGCACUCAAGUAUAUCUUACAUAUAUAGCCACACACCCUGCUGUUUUGUUCUGAAAGAGAAAAGACAAUUCUGCAAAUCCUGUACUUGCGGUGGCCUGAUUGCAAUUGCUCUCUUUUCCUUUCUCUGCCCUUUAUGGUGUCUGCAAAACCCAGCGGACUAAAACGAGGAAAAAAGUCUGAAGAUGCGUUUGUAUCAAGUCGACAUAGAUGUGAAUAUCUAUACGAGUGAUUGAAUCAAUGAAGGACUUGAGUGUUUAUUUUUCCAGUCUAAAUUAUUUUGAGAGUUUGAUCUUUGAGUUUUUCUUUCCUUUGUUUUUGUAUUCUUCGUCCAGAAAGGGCCUUUCAAGCACUUCAAGCAGUAGAGAGUAGACAGAGCAAUGAUGAACCUAUUGCCUCUCACAGAAUAAGGGCUGGUAGUACACUAGUUCAUCAGAGACCAUUCCUCUUACAGCAUCCGCCAACCAAGUUGUUUUCGGUGAGUGAGGAACAAGUAGCGAGCUUUCUGGGAGUCCCUUUGGCUUUGUUUUAAAUCCGAUUAUUUAUUGGAGCAGUGUCGUUUAUAGGAGUAAGUAGAAGAAUUUGUACUAUGGGCAUUACAUGUAUUUGUUUGUCGUUUAGGUGCACAAAAAAGUGCUGAAAAUGUUUACCCCUGAUGAAGAGUUUACAUUAAUCUAUCAUAGACAUGAAGAGUUGAUACACUGGAAGCCCUGCUGCAGGUCUUCAAGCUUUUUAUGGGGCUGUAGCUAAGUAUGAGAAGGACGGCGUGUUGAAGGGCAAGACAAAGAUUGUCCUCGCUAUGUUUAGCAUAAAUGUAUAUUUUGGUUACAAUUUUUAGUUUUUGUGAUAAAGAUUCUAUCUAUACAUGAUUAUCAGAUUUCUUUUUGUUUUUUUCCUGAACUUGAUUUCUGUCUCGUUUCUCAAUGUGUAGGGAAAAAAGCAUGUGUCUCUAACAGCACAACGGUAAAGGAUGCUGUCUUUGUAUUCGUAGCUGCCAGUCGACAUGACCAAGCACCCCUGAGUGUUUCACACACACUGUGCCGUUGGUCAUCUCUCUGAACCAUUCACUUCAAAACUGUUUCUCUUCUGCCUUUGCCUCAUGACGCAUAUAUGCUAACCUCUACCUAUGUGUAUGUCUGUGUGUUUGUGAACAUACAUAUAUUCUGGAAUAUGUGUAUGGGCGCCAAUAUUUAUAAUACUACAUAGAUGCAGUGUAUUACAAUAGGUCUUUUGAGGUUUUUGUUUUUGCUUGACAGUGUUUUUCAAUGUGAUUAACUAGAGUUCUAUUGUAAUUAGAUUUCUUUUUCAUGAGGUGCAAGGAUAUGCUGCUAUUUGUGUCAAUGUAGGAGCAUUAUCUGUCGGUCUUUAAUUUUGAAAAAGAGAGACAAGACUUUGUCGGUCCAGAUUGCUGCCAAAUGUUGUAAAUAACACGACAGCUGGACACAAAUCUGACAGUGCAGGUUCAGGCAACGUGACAUACUGUACACUCGCGGCCAUGUUCUUUUCCGACACCAAAGAGUUGCUUGAUUUCACAGAGUUGUCUUGAUUUUUUUUCUUUUAUUCUCCCAAAUAGUUUGGAGUCGGUCUGGAUUUUUUUAUCUCUCUUGACUCAAUAAGUCUGCUGUGUGACAGAGGGAGAGAGUGGAUUGGAUUGAGCUUCUUUUAUGGGCAUGUCACCCUCAUCACCCUAACUGCUGUGUUCAGAGGACAGGCAAGGUGAACCUGAAGAGUUUCAUUCCAAAAUGAGAGAUCCACCAAAGAAAAUCAUGUCACACUGACUUUAGGAAAACAGUUGCAGACAUGAUCAAAAAAUUUCAGACGUAUUUGAUUCAUUUACUUAGAGUAUUAAAUCAUAUAUACUUCAAUCACGGCAAGAGUGUUUUCUCCAAGAUGGAUGUGAAGCCUUUUGGAAUAAAACCCUUCACUUUUAGUUGACUGAUUUUAACCAUCACUGCUGUAAACUACUGAGAUAUAACCCAUUGGAAAGAGCAGUGAUGUGGUUUUGCACUAUUUUUUGUAUUUAGAAUAAUUCUGUUAGUAUGAUUUUUUAUGUUUUGUGUCCCAUUUUCUUGUUUUUUGAAAGGACCAAAACAUGACAGAACCUAUGCUUAUCUGUGUCAUUUGCCAAUUAUGCUGAUUGCUUCACUCUCAGAUUUGUUUUCAUCGUCAGGUUAAUGAUUCUAUGAUAUAUUUAUAUAUUUGAAGACAAAUAUAUAUAUACUUUUGAUUUCAAUAAUCUAUUAAAGAUACCUUUAAUGUACUUUUGGGAUAGAAUCACUGUCCUAACUAUGGUUGUGCAUAUUGAUCCAUCAUCCAGACAUGACAAUAAACAUUUUCUGGUUCUAUAUCGAACGUGCUCAUCUCAGAUUCAAGCUUUGCUACUGCAGGAGGGUCUUCUCCUCCUGGUGGGCCGCUGAGUCUUUCUACAAAGUGUGGCCUCGACUUUAAAGUGCUUCAGUUUGCAACAUAUAUGUCCUAAAUGGUCCCUUAUUGCACAUUGAAGGAUGCAUGAUAUUAAGUGUUUACAAACUUGAAACAACCAUGUAUUAUCCCUCUUAGAGAUUGUCUGUUCUGGCAUUUGUAUUUACCACCAUGUUGAACAAAAACUGAAGUUCUUGUCACACAUCCAGAGCGUGUCACACUUUUCUUUGAUCAUGCCAACUGUUAAAGUGUGAGAGAGUCUAUUUAUUUUAUCGGUGCAUCUGUUUCUAUUACUGUUUGCUUCAUGAAAACUUCUUGCUUUCCCUGCGCUGUAGAAAUGCAUAGAAAGCAAAGUUCGUCUCAGAGCAGCGUGCAGGAGAGCUGGAGGGUUUCUCAGUCGCCAUACUUCCAUCCAUCCGUCCGUCUGUCUUCUGGGAUGAAUAUCUGUGGAGUUGCAGUAUUUUCUCAUAGUAGGCAAUUUUUGUACAGUUUUAUUAAAAUAAAUUUCACAUGGAUGUCUGACUUAAUCUGCUGCCACAAACAAUUUAGACUGUAGAUACAGUAUAUAUAUAUUAUUGUGCAAUGGAAAAUAAAUGUAAAACCAAUCAUUA
This is a messenger RNA of Notolabrus celidotus (New Zealand spotty), 7271 nucleotides long. RefSeq names its product syntaxin binding protein 5b (tomosyn) (gene stxbp5b). NCBI's taxonomy places the organism in Eukaryota, Metazoa, Chordata, Actinopteri, Labriformes, Labridae. Gene Ontology annotation, cellular component: SNARE complex; cytoplasm; plasma membrane. Gene Ontology annotation, molecular function: GTPase activator activity; myosin II binding; syntaxin binding. Gene Ontology annotation, biological process: regulation of exocytosis; regulation of protein secretion. The transcript has 29 exons. The record is from RefSeq and is a predicted model, not a curated record. Bases 345 to 3896 code for a protein of 1183 amino acids.